AUGUCGCUAGUGUUACGUACCAAGAGAAAGAAAGACUGGUCCGGCCUUUCUCGAGCGGUGGAGGCACCCGCCCACCUGCUGGCCCACGUCCGGACCAUUGAGACCUUCAUGGACCGUUACAAGGAACGAGAGGCUCCAUAUCACAGAGUGCGCCCUCCUAAUGAACAUAGCAACGACCCACGCACGUAUGGCAAGUUGCAUUUCCUGUCUAGUACUCUCUUGCAAGUCCUGGCAAAAUGCGAACCGGGAACGCUGGAAAGGUUCAGUUGGAGACUCGGCACAUGCGUUCCGCGCGAACUUCUAGGACGCUCCGGUAUUCUUGCACGAACCCAGAAAAGGCUUCAAACAAUCUACCUUGAAACGGCUGGACUCGCGGGCCACCUGUACGAGCAGAUAUCGUUGUCUGCAUUCAAAAAUCUCAGAAGCCUCUCAUGGAGGAAAGUUUCCACUACUGAUAUGAGUCAAUUAUGCUUAGCGCUACAGCAGAACUCCUCCCACCUUGUCCAUCUCGAGUUGAGAGAAAGUGUCGGAGAAAUCCAACAAGUCGCAACGAAGCUCGCGGGGCUGGAAAACAUUACGUUUCCCGCGCUCAAGGAUCUGUCUCUGGGAAUGCGAUUUCCAACAGAGCAAGUCCAAAAGCUGUCUUCUGUCUUCGCUUUCCAUAAACUCCGAUCACUGAAGCUUCAUUUGUGCAAAGGCUGGCAGGAGCUGCUACUCAGUAUUAGCAACCAGGACAUUGGGCUAAAAAGCUUUAUCAUUCGUUUGGAUCGACCAUCGGAUAUGAUCCGGAAGGCCUACCGUGAGCAUUCAGCAACGACCAUCCUUGCGCAUUCGGCAAAGUCCCUGCAUGCGCUUUCGGUCUUCAUUGCGGCUUUCAGUUGCCUUGAAGAGUUGCAGGUUCGCUGUUCGUUUCGCCUCGGAAAUUCCUUGCCGCUCUGGCGCUCUGCAUUUGGUCAUCGCGAGACCUUGAGGAGGUUUGUCUUCACGGAGGAAGAUCACUUCGUCACACGAGAUGAGAUUGAGGCCUGCGGGCUGAUGGCAAGUCCACCCGAAGACCUGCUUUCCGAGCUAGCUGUUGAGUUCCUCGAAGUUUGUUGCCCUGAUUUCGGCUCUUUGAAACGUCUGCUAUCCCAAGGAAGGAUCCGAAACCACAUUCGUAUUCUUCAUCUUAGAGUUAAUCGCUCGGUUCAGGACAAGGAAUCGGACGCGACAUCGGUCUCUCCGGACGAUCGCUACCCUAAUCCUUGGUCCUCACUCCGCUUAUUUAUGGAUUGGGCAUUGGGCUCCGACGGGCCCCCAUUGCUAGAAGGCAUAGGAUACCAGGAUGAAAGGUAUAAGUUCUAUGAUUCACUGGUGCUUUUCCGCAAACGCAAGCAGAGCAUCUUCUCGGAGGCGGGAUAUUACCCAGUCCUUGAGAAUGCUCGGUCAACCUGGGAGUUUCUCGACAAGGAACGUGAUGCCGCUGGCAGCGAUGCCCGACAAGGAUGGAAUCAAGUACGCGGGACAGCGUGA
This is a messenger RNA of Aspergillus mulundensis, 1512 nucleotides long. RefSeq lists its product as uncharacterized. Bases 1 to 1512 code for a protein of 503 amino acids. Lineage: Eukaryota; Fungi; Ascomycota; Eurotiomycetes; Eurotiales; Aspergillaceae. The transcript has 3 exons. The record is from RefSeq and is a predicted model, not a curated record.